Messenger RNA from Megalobrama amblycephala (Wuchang bream), 1745 nucleotides. RefSeq names its product solute carrier family 2 member 11, like (gene slc2a11l). Gene Ontology annotation, cellular component: membrane. Lineage: Eukaryota; Metazoa; Chordata; Actinopteri; Cypriniformes; Xenocyprididae. Gene Ontology annotation, biological process: monosaccharide transmembrane transport. Gene Ontology annotation, molecular function: hexose transmembrane transporter activity. The transcript has 12 exons. Bases 146 to 1660 code for a protein of 504 amino acids. The record is from RefSeq and is a predicted model, not a curated record.
UUUUCACACCAAAAACUCAACCAAGCAUGAAAAGUUACACAUCAACAGUAAGUUAGACAUUUCUGUUCUUGCUUUGUCAUCUUCAUGCGCUUCUUAAAAAGACAUCAAGACUCCAUGUAGAGGACACACUGCACUUGCACAUACGAUGACGGGUGCUUUAAAACAACUGGGGAGAAGUCCUGUGCUCGUUGCAGCCAUUUUCAUAUCGGGAAUAGGAGGGACCUUCCAGUAUGGCUUCAAUAUCUCCGUCCUGAACUCGCCAUCACUUUUUAUUAAAGAGCUGGUGAACAGCACCUGCCAGCAGCGUUAUGGCCACUCUCUUGAGCCCUGGGAGCUGUCGCUCAUCUGGUCCUUCAUUGUGUCCAUAUACUGCAUCGGGGGACUGGCUGGAACCCUGUAUGCUGGACAUCUGGCAGGCAUGUAUGGAAGGAAGACAACUCUGCUUUUGAACAAUGUGGUGGCAAUCUGUGGAGCUGUCCUGAUGUUGUUGAGUAAAACCGCCCUCUCGUUUGAGAUGAUCAUGGUGGCACGUGUCCUAUACGGCCUCAAUGCCGGUGUGAGUUUGACUGUCCACACCAUGUAUAUAUUGGAGUGCGCCCCCAAGAGGCUGCGUGGGAUGAUUGGUGUGUCUGUGGCCUCUUUUGUCUCAUUGGGGAAGUUCUUCGGUCAGCUGCUUGGGAUUAGCGAGGUGUUAGGCACUGAGGAGCGCUGGAUCUGGCUGCUGGCCUUCAGUGGGGUGGCUGGUCUCCUGCAGCUGCUAACUCUGCCCUUUCUCCCCGAGUCCCCGCGGUACCUCCUGCUAGAAAAGGCAGACAAACACGGCUGUGAGAUGGCUCUACGUAGGCUUUGGGGUGCUAAAAAGGACCCUGGACCAGAGAUGGAGGAGAUGUUGGCUGAACACGCCACCCUGAAGGGAGUGAAAAUCCAGGGGCUCAUGGACCUCUUCCUCGACCACAACGUCCGCUGGCAGCUCCUCACCAUCCUCGUCACGUUCGUCACUCUGCAGCUCUGCGGCAUCAAUGCUGUCUAUCUCUAUUCGUUUGAUGUGUUUCAAGCUGCUGGUAUUGCCAAGGAGGACCUGCGGUAUGCCGCCCUGGGGACAGGCCUGUGUGAAGUCUCCACCUCCAUUGCUUGUGUGCUGAUUAUUGAGAGUACAGGGAAGAGAGUGCUUCUCUUUAGGGGUUACCUGUGCAUGGCGGCCUCGCUUGCCCUGCUUACAGUCACACUUUACCUUCAGGACUUUGUAUCCUGGAUGCCAUAUUGCAGCAUGGUCCUUAUUUUCAGCUACAUUUUCUUCUUCUCUAGUGGGCCAGCCGGUGUGACAGCACCACUUCCUGGUGAGAUUUUCACACAGUCUUAUAAACCUCCAGCGUUCAUGGUGGCUUGCAUCCUCAACUGGGUCGGACUCUUCCUAGUGGGCAUGUUGUUUCCUCUUAUAGUGGAGCAUUUGGAUUAUUUCUGCUUCCUCAUAUUUUUUGUGUUCUGCUUCCUCUCUGGUGUUUUUGUGUGGUUCCACGUGCCUGAGACAAAGAAUAAAACUGUUCUUGAGAUCACAGAAGACUUUAAGAGAAUGCACCAGAAACGCAGACACUCACUACAGUCCAAACUGAGCUCAAUACACAUCAACGAUAUCCAGACCACCAUAUCUACCAAGCUUUAGCGCCAGAAUCAGUCAUGUAGUCAGAUCAAAAGGUGACCAAUAAAAAGUUAUUUCACACCCAAUAUUCAUUCUUUGUUUUGAUGGC